UUGCCUUGCCGCUGGCGUAGUGCCAAGCACAAGCCUUCUAUUAUGUCUCCCGAUUCUCACCGAUUCCAUCGCUACUUAAUAUAUAUUCAUCAUAUGAAUACCAUAGAACCAAAAUUACUGCAUAGUUUUGAUUACCAAACCACCGAAUUCCAACAAAGCAACAUCAGAUUUAACGUCAGCAGAGACAUCAUCGACUCUCACCUGAAAACGCUUGGCUGUUAGUUGACUUUGCAGCCGAGUUCCCAAGCUCAAGAGGCCAUUGCGUGGGGGCGUGCGUGUGCGGGGCGCGUCGGGUCACACUCUUGGAAGUUGGAAAUAGAAUCCUCUUUCACAGUGGCACAAUUGCCUGGAAUCCAGAAAAAAGAGUGUGAGCUGCACCGAUUCUACUGGAGGGGGAUAUCCCAAGUACAAGACUUUUGAAAGCAAAGCUUUUGUGCAGUUCAGUUGUUCAUGUUCCUGUUUAUCAGACAGUUUUUCUUUGGGUAUUCCAGGAAACGUACUAGUAUAAGGGAGAAAAAAAAUAUAUACAAAUAAAAGCCCACUUAGGUAUCUCCUAGAAUCUUUUACAAGCUAUUAUUUAUUUUCUUUUCUUGGUUCUCAUUUGUUGUUGUGUUUUGGGCUGAAAUCCUAGCGUAGUUCUGAUAUCAUGAAAUGUGAAUUUUGGGACUUUAUUUUCUUUUUUUGAAAGCUCGAAUCUUGGUCUUGGGUAUAUGUUGUGAAAGGUAUUGACUGACCAUCUUGGAAGAAUAUAUACAAAGUGGGUUUUCUUUUUUCUUUUUUUAUGCUUUUCUUUCCUUUUUGAUUUGCAUCAUGAUUUUACGCAACUUUGAUGGAUAUGGUGGUUUUGCAAUUGGGAAUCGACUGAUUUCUACUAGUUUGCAUUAUUACUGAUUCGUAAGUGAAAAGGAGAUACCCACUCUUCAUAAAAUAUUUACAUUAAGUCUUCUUUCUUUUUGUGAAAGUGAAGUUACCUGGCUUUUAUUCUCUGAGAAAGUUUGUUGGUUAUUUCUCCUGUAAUUCUUGUUCUCCAAGAGUCUUGUUGAUGAUGUUUCACCAAUUUGGACAGAGUAGUGUUUUGAACUUGGAAGAGUGGAGACUGGAAAUGUUCCCAGAACUUCUCUUGGAUAUUUUUAGCUCGCUUUGAGAUCAACUUUGGAACUUCAAACUUCUAAAAUUCAGAGGAAUAGGAUCAAAAAACUGGUGGGCUUUUGAAGAAGGAUAAUGAUGGAAGAUGGUGUUUUACCACCCGUUACCAUGCUGGAUACUCUGCUUGAUACACCUACGGAUUUGGACUUCAUGGAUGAACUUUUUUUGGAUGGAUGCUGGUUGGAAACAACAGAUGGAUCUGAAUUCCUUCAUCAGAAUCCCUCUAGGUCUGGUGCCCUCUUAGACCCUUUACUUUUAUGGCCUGCUUUGGAGACUGAUGGCAACUUGAGCAUAAGUCCAUCUCAAAAGGGCAAUCAAGAUGAGAUGCAAAGACCGUCGUCUGAUGAAUCACAGGAAAGAAGUUUAGUCGAUGCUAUAUCUCUCGGACAGAAUACGAUUACUCUUGCCGAGUGUUGUAGUGUGUCUGAAAAUAAUGUAAUUGAAGGUUCUGAACUAGGCACAAGGUUGUGGAUUGCACCCGGAGGGAAUCCGGGUUCUACAUCUUCUGUAACAGAGAGAUUAAUUAAGGCAAUUGGGUAUAUUAGAGACGUCACAAUAGAUAAAGAUGUUCUUAUACAGAUAUGGGUGCCUGUCAGUAGAGGGGGUAGACGCAUUCUAACAACUAGUAAUCAACCUUACUCCCUUGGUUCUACCUGUCCAAGUAUUGCAAGAUACCGAGAGAUCUCUGAGAACUUUGUAUUCUCAGCUGAGAAGGAUUCUAAGGACUUGGCAGGAUUGCCUGGUCGGGUUUUCUUGGAUAAGGUUCCUGAGUGGACACCAGAUGUUCGAUUCUUUAGAAGUGAUGAGUACCCAAGAGUUGGUCAUGCUCAACUGCAUGAUAUUUGUGGAACUCUUGCCCUUCCAAUCUUUGAACAAGGCAGUAGGACUUGCUUGGGCGUUAUUGAGGUGGUGAUGACGAAGCGGCAGAUCAAGUAUCACCCUGAGCUUGAAAGUGUUUGCAAGGCACUUGAGGCUGUUGAUCUUAGGAGUAAUGAUGCUUUGAGCUCUGAGCAUGUCAAGGCAUCCAACAAGGUUUACCAAGCUGCAUUGCCUGAGAUUCUAGAAGUUUUGAGAUCUGCCUGCGAGACACAUAGAUUGCCCUUAGCUCAAACUUGGGUUCCAUGCAUUCAACAAGGUAAAGAGGGGUGCCGGCACUCUGAUGACAACUACCUUGAUUGUGUUUCAACUGUAGAUCAUGCUUGCAUUGUAGCCGAUUACAAUAUGCAGGGUUUCCAUGAGGCUUGCUCUGAGCAUCACUUGUUGAAGGGUCAAGGAAUGGUUGGGAGAGCAUUUAGGACCAACCAGCCAUGCUUCUCAACUGAUAUAAGAUCCACUGGCAAGACAGAGUACCCUUUGGCUCACCAUGCAAGGGUGUUUGGAUUACAGGCUGCUGUUGCGAUACACCUGCGCAGCAUCCACACUGGUACAACCGACUUUGUCUUGGAGUUCUUCUUGCCUGUGGAUUGUACAGAUCCUGAAGAACAGAAGAGGAUGCUUAAUUCACUGUCCGUUAUUAUACAGCAGGUUUGCCAGAGCUUACGUGUUGUAACAGACAAGGAGCUGAAGGAGGAUAGUAAUUUGCCAGUUGAUGGUAAACCUAGCAGAGAAGAGAUUUUACAUGAGUCCUCAGAGUUUUGGAAACAUCAACAUGAUUCUAACCUAAAAAGAAAUGCUGAGUUUGGUGAAGAGUGUUCUCCAAAUGAUGAGGAUAGCUUCCCAAGUGUGGAUAUGGGUAAAGCGGGAGAGAAAAAACGUACCAAGGCAGAGAAAACGAUCACUUUGGAAGCUCUUCAGCAAUAUUUUGCUGGUAGUCUAAAAGAUGCCGCAAAGAGUAUUGGAGUGUGUCCAACGACUUUGAAAAGAAUCUGCCGACAUCAUGGGAUUAAACGUUGGCCUUCUCGAAAAAUUAAGAAGGUUGGUCACUCCUUACAGAAACUCCAAGGGGUAAUCGACUCAGUGCAGGGUGCAUCUGGUGCUUUUCAAAUUAAAUCCUUUUAUACAAACUUCCCAGAGCUAGCCUCUCCAAACUUAUCGGGAACCAACCCAUUUUCAGCUUCAAAGCUCCGUGAGCAUCCACAGCCAUCAAGCAUGCAGCCUGAGGGUGGGAUUUUGAGCCCUCAAGCUGCUGCAUCAAAAUCACCACCCUCCUCUUCAUGCAGUCAGAAUUCGAGUUCAAGUCAUUGCUGUUCCAGUGGGACACACCAAAAUCCUUCUACAUGGAAUGUUGCUGGUUUUGACGAUCCAAUGGUUGGCGAAAACCUUGAUGAUGGUGUGCUAAAAAGGAUUGGAAUUGAAGCAGAGCCGCAGGCCUCAAGUCAAGGACCAAACCUCCUGGCUAGAUCCUGGAGCCAUAAAUCUCUUAAUGAGCAUCCUAAUGCUGAGAAUCUUCCACCCUUAUGGAAAGAUAGUGGUCGGCUAUCUCAAGAAGGGGAUGCUCUCAAAGUCAAGGUCACAUAUGGAGAUGAGAAAGUUCGUUUUCGCAUGCAAAACACUUGGAAACACAAGGAUUUGCUGCUAGAAAUCACCAGACGAUUUAAUAUAGAUGACAUAAGUAGAUUUGAUCUCAAGUACUUGGAUGAUGAUGCCGAGUGGAUCUUAUUAACAUGUGAUGCUGAUUUGGAGGAGUGUAUUGAUGUAUGCCGAUCAUCGCAGAUCCAAACUAUCAAACUCUGCCUCCAAGUUUCUCAUUAUCAUUUACGAAAUCCUUAGUGGCCCUUUGUAAUUAUAAAAUGCUCUGAGUGGUCUUGGUGAGGUCUGCCAAGUUUCAAGUUCAAAAUGAAAGAAGUUUCUCAUCAUCAUUUGGGAAAUUCUUUAGGUGGCAGUAACCCUUGUUCAUUGUAAAGUGCUCCGAGUAGUCUUGAUGAGAUACGCAGAGAUUCAAGUUCAUAAUGUCUGCAAUCCUUCCAUUAAUUUCUGGUUUGGAUGUCAAAGCCUGGCUGGGAAGUUGUAAGCAUGAACUCCCAGCAGAGUUGGCUGCCACAAGAAUGCUUCAUAGUUUAACUAGCUGAACUGCUGGACAAAGUCAGCAAAAAGAAGGGGGGGAGGUCUUUUUUGGAAGCAGUGAAUCUUGGUCGUUCACUGUGGGCCACAACAGCUAUGGAAUCUUGAUCUGAUAUUUCAAAAUUGUUUUGAAAUGUGGUUGUCUAAGGUUCAAGCAAAGGCUGGAUUGCUUUUAAAAUCCUGAAUGCUGUAGUUUGUAAAGUCAAACAUCAUUGUAGAAGAAAUUUCAGAAAAGGAACUCGAUAUUUAAUGUUUUUGCCAUUUGAUAACUUACUGUAUAUUUUAAUGGGUACUCGAAAGUUUGAAUGAAAGUGAAAUUUAUGUCCGUUUUGGUAA
Corylus avellana is the source of this 4482-nucleotide messenger RNA. Lineage: Eukaryota; Viridiplantae; Streptophyta; Magnoliopsida; Fagales; Betulaceae. The record is from RefSeq and is a predicted model, not a curated record.